UUAGUUUUCACAACACUGCAUUGAACAUCUAAAAUAAUGGCUGUUGUUGGUGGAACAUUUCGUAUAGUAUCAGAAGAUGAACAGACACUCAGGGCUAAGCUUGAGCGUCUCACAGUGAAAGACCAUGGGCCAGUGUUCGGACCUUGUGCCAAGCUGCCUGACCACACCGUACAAAAGGCCAAAGAUGAGUUGAAUGAGACGGAGGAGAAAAAAGCAUUGGCUGUGAAGGAGCUACGGGACAUCAUGAAGGGGAAAGCGGACAGUGGAGAUGAGCUGGCCAAGUCAGUGCAGGACAGUUUUGGCAAGAAAUCUGACACCCUUCUUGUAAGAUUCAUUAGAGCAAGAAAAUAUGACAUAAACAGAGCUUUUGAACUCAUGAAGGGGUACAUACGUUUCAGGCGAGAUUACCCAGAGCUCUUUGAGAACCUGAGUCCGGAGGCUGUACGAAGCACUAUUGAAGCUGGUUACCCAGGAAUCCUCACCUGCAGAGACAAGUACGGCCGUGUAGUGCUGCUCUUCAACAUAGAGAACUGGGACUAUGAAGAGAUCACGUUUGAUGAGAUUAUCAGGGCCUACUGUGUAAUCUUGGAGAAGCUGUUGGAGAAUGAAGAGACUCAGAUCAAUGGCUUCUGCAUUAUUGAAAACUUCAAAGGUUUUACAAUGCAGCAAGCGUCUGGCAUCAAACCCACAGAGCUAAAGAAAAUGGUGGACAUGUUGCAGGACUCCUUUCCUGCUCGUUUCAAAGCAGUUCACUUCAUUCACCAGCCUUGGUACUUCACCACCACCUACAAUGUGGUCAAGCCAUUGCUGAAAAGCAAACUACUGGAUAGGGUGUUUGUACAUGGAGAUGACCUGGAAACCUACUACAAGGAGUUUGAAGCUGAAAUCCUGCCUGCAGAGUUUGAUGGGAAAGGUCCCAACUAUGAUGGCAAGGCCAUAGCGGCGAAACUUUUUGACUGAUACUCAAUACUGUAACUAUAAGGAAACGUCUAUUUUUGGCAUGUGGAAUCAAUAGACUCAGUCAGAAUGUUUGCAAAUAAAGGGCCAGCACUUCCAGGUUCUAAAUAUUUUAUUACAUGCCAUUAAUGAUGCAUGGGGUAGACUUUUAGCAUAUGUGCUUAUGUGGUAAACUACAGAGGCAGAUCUUUUCUUACAGUAUUAAAAAUUCUAGUUAUUUAUCAACAGUCUGACAUGUUUUCAUUUGUGAGCAUUAAAA
This is a messenger RNA of Trichomycterus rosablanca, 1216 nucleotides long. It is a transcript of the gene rlbp1b, whose product is annotated as retinaldehyde binding protein 1b. Gene Ontology annotation, molecular function: phosphatidylinositol bisphosphate binding. The transcript is spliced from 7 exons. Lineage: Eukaryota; Metazoa; Chordata; Actinopteri; Siluriformes; Trichomycteridae. The coding region runs from base 37 to 960 and encodes 307 amino acids. The record is from RefSeq and is a predicted model, not a curated record. Gene Ontology annotation, cellular component: membrane.